Micropterus dolomieu (smallmouth bass) is the source of this 642-nucleotide messenger RNA. RefSeq names its product programmed cell death 1 ligand 1-like. The record is from RefSeq and is a predicted model, not a curated record. The transcript is spliced from 2 exons. The annotation marks the transcript as partial. Lineage: Eukaryota; Metazoa; Chordata; Actinopteri; Centrarchiformes; Centrarchidae.
CACAGGGUGGAGCAGUUCAUACCGCCUAACUACUUCCUGCAGUGCAGCACAGACAGAGCACGCCCAUUUUCUCAGUGUGAACAUUAUGCUCUGCCAGCGAAGAAUUUCCCAGCAGUUACAGCAGCAGAGAGCAAAGUCAGAGCACAGUCACAGCAGCAGACGGACUUCACCUCCUCCCUCAUGGAGAAGUUUGUGCUCCUGUUGGUCCUUCUGUCUCCAGCAGCUUCUGAUGUGGUACAAGUGAAACCUGGAGAUGAUGUUGUUCUGCCAUGUCAGGCUGGUGAAGCCUCCAUCAGAGCUGCAGAGUGGAGCAGACCAGACCUGGAGUCAGAGUACGUUGUCUUUCACAGAGAUGGAGGCUCAGUUUCAGAACUGCAGCAUUCAUCAUUUAAGGACCGGGUGCAGCUGGUGGACAGAGAGAUGAAGGACGGAGACGUGUCUUUAAUUCUGAAGAAUGUGAGCAGCAACGACGCUGGAACAUACGAGUGUCGAGUUGCAGCAGGAGGUUCAAGACGUAAGAGAGCCACCAUCAAGACUGAGCCAAUCAGAAUCUACCAGCUGGAUGUUUCAGGUGAGUUUGUGGAGGUCAGUGUGUCUGUGUGCCAUGUUGUAGCUGCAGUUUAUUCCAUGUUGAUUCUGAGA